Molecule: messenger RNA, 1308 nt
Organism: Nilaparvata lugens (brown planthopper)
Lineage: Eukaryota; Metazoa; Arthropoda; Insecta; Hemiptera; Delphacidae
Exons: 3
Coding region: 138-1202 (354 amino acids)
Source: RefSeq, a predicted model, not a curated record
GAAUAUGAUUACAAUUUGCAAUGAUGUGUGUGCAAUAUGACAUCACCCAUGAUUGACUUUCCAAGUUGACUCACGUUACUUUCAUUUGGCUGUCAUUGGUUUGAAUAUGUAUUGAAAGGAAGUUCUACCAGGACGCGAUGGCUGUUUCUCUGAAAGUUGAAGAAGGCGGCAGUAGCGAAGUCAAGGGAGCAAGUAGAAUGGAGAGAUAUUAUAGACCAUUGCUGAUAUUAAUUGGUAUACUAUUUAUGGUUACUCUGCUAUCAUGCUUGAUCUGUAUUAUUUAUCAAUUCUAUAACCCAGUGCCAUCGAAGGCAGUCUUCACAAAAGAUGACGAGGAUGACAUCAGGAUCAAACUCUACAAAAUUCAAAGUGAUUAUUACAUGAAUGCAAUUGACAGAUCUGAAGCCAAAUUCAAUACAAUACACGACAAUUUCAACAGUUUCCUGAAACAGGUGUCGAAUAGAAAGCCGGAGUGUACAAGACUUCUUGUCAAGCGACAUUCUCCGCGAAGAGAAAUCGAGGAGUUUGAAAGGAUGACAAAAAACAACUUGUACCAUUUCAAGCAGACACUCAACGGAUGGAUAGCAAACUUCAAUUACAUCGAUUUGGACGGUUCUUUGGAUAAAUUGAUCAACGAUCAUGAACAUAUUUACUUCCAUGAGGGAGAGCGGAGCGAAAAGGAUAACAGAAAUUUCAAGCGUUUCAGAGACUUCUACGACGGUCGAAUCCAAAUGCUUGAAGAUUGUGUUUUAUCCAUUUCAUUAAAGGAUAACGCUCGUCGCCAGCAUCUGGAGUUGCGACAGAAAAUCAAUCUGCAUGAAAAAGAAAUUGAAUCUCAGUUUGAGAAAUUUGAAUUGUUGAAUGAGGAAGUCAUCAAGAGUAUAAAUCAGCUAAGUUUGGAUAAGAUUUAUUGCCUUCGCAAGUUUCCCUUCUUUUGGCAGAGUAUCCAAAGAGAGAUCGCUUUGGCAGAGCAAUUACUUGAUGUGCUUAAAUUCAAACUGAAGAAAUUGAGGUAUAAAUUACUGAUGUCUGAGGGCUCAGUAGAAAAAAUCGAGGAACUGGUUGAUCAUGAAAAAUUGUUUUCUGACAAAUUUGAUGAAAUGUUGAAUAAUGAAAUUGAGAUACACUACAAAACUGCGAAGAGCAUCUGCGAAGAGGCAAUGAAAGAUUUUGAGACUUGCUCAUUCCUCAGCCAUCAAUAGAAUUUCCUUACAAGUUACAAUGGAAGUAAUUACAGAACUCCAGGUUAUUAUAGUUCAAAAUAAUAAUUUAAUAAAAUAUUACUAAUAGUGAUUAUCCAAAUCAUCA